CCUGUUUUGAGCCCGUUGUGCUGUUAACACUCAAGUGCCUUCCCAGUAAAUUCCUACCGUCAAAGUAAAUAUUUUGGAGAAUUAUGGUCAGUUUACGAGCUUUCGUCGUCGGAUGCACUGGGGAGACAGGCAAGGCAUUGAUAAAAGCACUGGCCAAAGAUUCUAGAUACAGCUCUGUCAAACUAAUACAAAGACGUAAAACUGAAGUUGAUUAUGGAACUGAGGCUACAGAAGUUGAAAAUCGUUUCACUCAGAUUGUUAUAGAUUUCGAACAUCUGGAUGACUACAAGGAAGUGUUUCAAGGUACUGACAUUGGAUUCUGUGCACUUGGAACAACAUUUAAAAAAUCAGGAAAAGAGAAGAUGAGAGUAAUUGAUCAUGACUAUGUGAUACGUAUUGCCGAAUUAAGUUCUGCUGCUGGUUGUAAAGAAUUUCAUCUUGUCACUUCUAAAGGAGCAAAUAAAGCAAGUGCAUUUUUCUACCUAAAACUGAAAGGUGAAAUAGAAUCAGAUUUAAUAUCACUUAAUUUAUUUUCCAAGUGUCUUGCAAUCUAUCGUCCGGGUACUUUGUUAUGCUCUCGUGUUGAAUCUCGUCCAGCUGAAAGAGUUUUCCAGUUAUUAGUAAAACCUGUCGCAUAUAUGGCACCUACAUUACUGACAACCCCAGUUGAUAUUCUUGCACAAGCUAUGGCUCGGGCACCAUUUUCUGCAAAGCUGAGCAGUGAUAGCACUACGCAAACAGAAAAGUCGUUACCGAAAAAUAUUCAUAUUUUAGAGAAUCAUGACAUUUUUAGUCUUGCUACAGAUGAUGGGUCAGCAUAGUUUAUUAUAUUUUAAAUUAUUGUACAAUGUGAUUUUACUAAACUUGCUAAUAUCAGCAUUCUUGUGUAAUCUACAUAUACUAUUCAGCUAUUCUCAUUUUUCUGAUUUUCUUUCACUAUGUUUCGUUGUGUUGCUUUUCAUAUCUUUGUUUAAUUAGGACUGAUGAGUUAGUAUAAACUAUAUUAUUUUGGACAGUUAUAUGUAUAUAUGCAACAUUCAUUCUGCAUUCCCUGAGUUCUGAGUGGAACACAGGGCUUCAGGCUUGGGAUUGUGAUGUUGUGUUUUACGGACAUGGGUUGUUAGCCUCACGUCCGACCUUCCCUUUUUUUUCGAACCUGGGACCACUUACGUGGGCCAUGAUCAUUCUGCCAAUGAACCAAUGACGCAUUAGUCUUUCUAUAUGUCCUCUCUUUUGUUUAAUUUUCCUUUUCUUUAUUAGCACAUCAUCUUAUCUGUGAUUAGUUUUGAUAUUUUAUGACUUUAUGAAGUUAUAACCUAAACUAUUACAAUUGUGUACAAUGUUAUGCCUUGUUUUUGUACAGUUACAUUUGUUUGACUGUUUAUCCGCGAGACUAGCAUAAUAACUGUCGUUUGUUUACUCGCUCGAAAGUCCUUUAUUUUUAUCGCAAGCCAUUGUGGUGUGCCUAUUUUCCUGUUAUCAUGUAUUUUCAGCAACGUAAUCA
This is a messenger RNA of Trichobilharzia szidati, 1504 nucleotides long. The record is from the annotation of a GenBank genome assembly. Lineage: Eukaryota; Metazoa; Platyhelminthes; Trematoda; Strigeidida; Schistosomatidae.